GACGUCAGGUGCGCACGUGGCCCCCGGUUGCGGGCUCGCGCCGCCGGUCCGAGCUCGCGCCGCCCGGUGCGGCCCCUUCCUCACUUCCCCCCCCAACCCCCCUCAUCAUCUCCCGCAUCCGCGCCAUGAGGCUGCAGCCGGAGCGGUGCCGAGGCGAGUGGCGGGAGCUGGAGGAGGAGUUCCGGCAGCUGCAGGAAACGCACAAAGUUUACAGGCAGAAACUGGAGGAGGUGACCAGCUUGCAGACGGCCUGCAGCACGUCCAUACAGCGGCAGAAGAAGACGCUCAGGGAGCUGAAGCACAACCUGCAACGGUGCAAGCCCAGAGCGAGUCCUGAGGAGUUUGCUCUCAUUCAGGAGAUCAGCACCCAGAUCAAGGAGAGGCAAAAUGCCUUUUUUGACAUGGAAGCCUACUUGCCCAAGAAGAACGGCUUGUACUUGAACCUGGUGCUGGGAAAUGUGAAUGUAACUCUCCUGAGUAACCAAGCAAAGUUUGCCUACAAGGAUGAAUAUGAGAAGUUCAAGCUUUAUCUGACAAUAAUCUUGUUACUCGGGGCCAUCGCCUGCAGGUUUUUUCUCCACUACAGGGUGACAGAUGAAGUGUUUAACUUUCUGUUAGUGUGGUAUUACUGCACACUGACGAUACGGGAAAGCAUUCUCAUUAGCAAUGGCUCCAGGAUCAAAGGCUGGUGGGUGUCUCAUCACUACGUCUCCACGUUCCUGUCUGGAGUGAUGUUAACGUGGCCAGAUGGACUCAUGUACCAAAUGUUUCGCAGUCAAUUUUUAGCAUUUUCAAUAUUUCAGAGUUGUGUUCAAUUCCUACAGUAUUAUUAUCAAAGGGGCUGCCUCUAUAGACUCCGUGCUUUGGGGGAGAGAAACCACUUGGACCUUACAGUGGAAGGAUUCCAGUCCUGGAUGUGGCGAGGGCUGACGUUUCUCCUUCCCUUCUUGUUCUUCGGGCACUUCUGGCAGCUAUAUAAUGCAAUCACACUUUUCGGAUUGUCGAGGCAUAAGGAGUGCAAAGAAUGGCAGGUUUUCGUGUUGGCGUUCACGUUUUUGCUGCUCUUCCUCGGGAACUUCCUCACGACUCUCAAAGUGGUGCACACUAAACUCCAGAAGAACAAAGACAAAACGAAGAAGCUGUGAAGCCCCCUCCCCGGCAUUGGCUUUGGGACCGAUCCCGCUCCAGACCCCAGCUGAGCCGGGGACGGGCUCGCAGGGACUCGUCUGUCCCCGUUUUGGCGAAGGAUACGGACUCUGCCAGCACAGACUCAGUAUUACGCAAGCAUGGCUCUGCAGUCCUGCUCUUUACGUAUAUUUAAUACACAGUGUGUUUGCGUUCUUUUUUCCUGUAUAUAGAGCAGCAUGCGCCUGCCCAGCGAAGCGCCAGCGUUGGGAGAAUGUGUGAUCUACUGUAAUUCCAAUUCUGGAAUGAUAUUUAACACUUUCCAAUUUUAUUAUUUGAAUUCUGGGUACUGGACUUGCGAAGGUUCACGGACACUCCAGGUUGGUCAGUAAUACGGACUAAAUGCUGUGUUUUAAAGGCAUUUGCUUAGACAUAUUUUCAGUGGCAAUACUAACCUGUGUGUACUGUGAAAAAAAUGCCCAUCUUUGUACCAUACUGCUGCUAUAUACACUUUAAAAAAGCUAUUUAAAGAAGAGAAAUCUUCUUUUGGAAACAAAAUCAAGCAAGCAAAACCAGCUGUGAAAAGGCAGGGAACUCUGCUAUCCUUCUAGGGAGACCAGGUCAUCUGUCCAGGCCUGGAAAAGACACAAAAUAAACCAUUCAAUACACA
Columba livia (rock pigeon) is the source of this 1795-nucleotide messenger RNA. RefSeq names its product transmembrane protein 120B (gene TMEM120B). Bases 126 to 1145 code for a protein of 339 amino acids. The transcript has 12 exons. Lineage: Eukaryota; Metazoa; Chordata; Aves; Columbiformes; Columbidae. Gene Ontology annotation, cellular component: nuclear inner membrane. Gene Ontology annotation, biological process: fat cell differentiation. The record is from RefSeq and is a predicted model, not a curated record.